This is a messenger RNA of Xyrauchen texanus (razorback sucker), 2241 nucleotides long. Its product is annotated as transcription factor ETV6-like. Gene Ontology annotation, cellular component: nucleus. Gene Ontology annotation, molecular function: DNA-binding transcription factor activity, RNA polymerase II-specific; sequence-specific DNA binding. Lineage: Eukaryota; Metazoa; Chordata; Actinopteri; Cypriniformes; Catostomidae. The coding region runs from base 388 to 1779 and encodes 463 amino acids. The transcript has 8 exons. The record is from RefSeq and is a predicted model, not a curated record. Gene Ontology annotation, biological process: cell differentiation; regulation of transcription by RNA polymerase II.
UAGAAGUGGCUCGUCUCUGCUAAGUCUUCUGUGGUCGCGCUCGCUGCCUGGAAUUCACGUCAUUUGGCCGCGAAGCGUCCGGAUCAAUAAGGUUCCGCGCUGCGCGUUGCGUUGCGCUCCUGCGAGCGACGCUUCCAGGAAGGUGUUAACCAUCACGCUGCCGCAAUGUAGCGCCUGCCCCGUUUGCGCUUUUACGAAUAACAAAACAAAGAAGUUGAAGAAUUCAUCGCGGGGCGACGCCAAUGGACGUGCGAGCGAAUUAACAACGCCUGCGCGCGCGAGCGGAACAUUUAUCCGGGCGGGUGCGGACAGUUUUUGGAUUUAUAUCACGGAAAAUUAAGGGAGAGGAAAGUGGAAACACAAGAACUUCCUGAAUUUCUACGAGACAUGUCCGAUUCCCCCUCGCCGCUCAUCAUUAAGGAGAGGAGUGCGUUCAGCCCGUCUGCCAGUCCAUUGCCAAAUUCCACUUCCUCUCCCGGUCAUGCCCCGCCUCCUUCGGCAAAUGCCAGGACAGAAGAGGAACCAACCAGACUGCCUGCACACCUGCGUAUGCAGCCAGUGUACUGGAGCCGGGACGACGUGUCGCGGUGGUUGCAGUGGGCGGAACAUGAGUUUGCGUUGCGGCCGAUCUCCAGCGCCAGUUACCAGAUGAACGGCAAAGCUCUUCUGCUGCUCACCAAAGAAGACUUCAGAUACCGAUCUCCACACUCAGGAGACGUGCUUUAUGAACUACUGCAGCACAUUUUAAAACAGAGGAAGCCGCACGCAUCAUAUUUCAGUGCCGGAUCCUUCCAUCCGCUCGCUGAUACGCCGCUGCAACAACACAAACUUGAAGAAACGGUACGCCGACCGCAGCGCGGUACAGACAGCCUGGCACUGCAGCCGCCCACCAUUGAACUACGUCACCGCUCGCGCUCGCCCCAUCACCCCAUGCCACAGCGCAUGUCCGGAGAACACCCUCGACCCACCUCGGCCGAAGACCUUCAGCACGCGUCCACCCAGCUACCCGACAGCAACCAUCAUCUCCCAGACGACAUGUACCCACUAUCUGUGUCGCCCGCAGCACCGAACGGGCACUGCGCCCUUCCUCGCGACGCCCCACGACCCAUGAGCCCGUGUCAGGACGAGGCGCCGCUGCCCCGCGUCAUACAGCUCAUGCCCAGCGCUAUCAUGCACCCCCUGCUGCUGAGCCCAGGCAGAGGGGCGACCCCAGGCGACUUCAGGCACAGCCGGGCGACCCCUCAGGAAAACGGGCGAGAGGGCAAAGGUCAACACCACAACCCUGUCCACUAUUCCUCGCACGCCCUGAACCUCGCAGGACAUCAGGCGGGUCUGCAGCUCCCCCUACAGGACGAUCGACACUACCGCAACCAGAUCAUCAUGCCCAUGUCGCCACCUAAGGAACAAGGCACGCCCCUGGGACGCAUCGCUGACUGCAGGUUGUUAUGGGAUUACGUCUAUCAGCUGCUGUCUGACAGUCGCUAUGACAAUUUCAUCCGCUGGGAGGACCGCGAUACCAAAGUCUUCCGGAUCGUGGACCCCAACGGUCUGGCUCGCCUGUGGGGAAACCAUAAGAACAGGACAAAUAUGACCUAUGAGAAGAUGUCGCGGGCGCUGAGACACUACUACAAACUCAACAUCAUCAGGAAAGAGCCGGGACAGAGACUGCUAUUCCGGUUUAUGAAGACGCCCGAUGAGAUCAUGAACGGACAGACGGACCGUUUGGAGCAUCUGGAGUCGGACACAGAUGAUCAAAUCUACGUGAAGGAGGAAUGCUGAGCUGAUCCGAGCUCAAGAGCACGAACUUCUAAAGCCGAAGAUGCCUCAGUUCACCCUCUGACCUUUGAACUCUCAGCAGGACACUUUACUCCACCGCGUCUAUCACAUCUGAUUCUAUUGUCAUUUUUAAGUCUUACAUUUGAACUGCAGAAAAGCAAACUUCCAGGUGACAAUCAUUUUAAUGAUCAAUACUCCUUUUCCAAAUCAAAUGUAGAAAUUGCUGGUGCAGCUCUUUUGUGGUUGGUAAGUAUAUUGUACGAAGACAUGAAGGGAUUAUUAGAAUGCUGGUGAAAAUGUGAUUGAAUUCUACAUUAAAUAUUAGUGAGUGACACACACGUGUUUAGUCUUUUUGUUGUGCUGCUUUCGGUCGACCACAGUCCUUUGCUUUGAUAACUGAACGGACAAUGUCAAAUCAGCAACACUUUCAAUUUGAGCAACUGUAAACUUUAUUAAUACUUGAUC